AUGGCAUCAGGUGGAUCGUAUAGUUUCUCACUUACCACUUUCUCUCCUUCAGGUAAAUUAGUUCAAAUCGAACACGCUUUAGCAGCUGUUUCGGCUGGUACUUCAAGUCUUGGUAUUAAAGCUACAAAUGGGGUAGUCAUUGCAACCGAAAAGAAAACUUCUUCAAUUUUGGUUGAUGAUAGUAUGAUUGAAAAAGUUACAAGUAUUUGUCCUAAUAUUGGAAUGGUUUAUUCAGGUAUGGGACCUGAUUAUAGGAUCUUAGUGACUAGAGCUAGAAAAAUUGCUCAAUCUUAUUGGAAAAUUUAUGGUGAAUAUCCACCUACAAGAUUAUUAACUCAAGAAAUCGCUACUGUAAUGCAAGAAGCUACUCAAUCAGGAGGUGUCAGACCAUUUGGAGUUUCAUUACUUAUAGCAGGAUGGGAUGAACAAAGAGGUUCAACACUUUAUCAAGUAGAUCCAAGUGGAAGUUUUUGGCCAUGGAAAGCCAGUGCGAUUGGCAAGAAUAUGGUGAAUGGAAAGACAUUUUUAGAAAAAAGAUAUAAUGAUGAUCUUUCAUUAGAUGACGCGAUUCAUACGGCAAUUUUGACACUUAAAGAAGGAUUCGAAGGACAAAUGACGGAAAAGACGAUUGAGAUUGGAGUGAUUGGUACGGUGGGAGUAGGAGCUGAUACUGUUGAACGUAAAGAUGGAUCUAAGGCUGUGUUUAGAAAAUUAAGUGAAACUGAAGUGAAAGAUUUCUUAUCACUUUAGAUGUUUAGAAUUCAAAACACAAAACACACAAGCUUUACAUGAUGGGUUUUUCAAUGAUUUGGUUUUUUUGGUUGGGUGUGAAAGAGAUGAAGGGUUUGAAAUGUAAUUUAAAAGAUUAGUUU
Molecule: messenger RNA, 872 nt
Organism: Melampsora larici-populina 98AG31
Lineage: Eukaryota; Fungi; Basidiomycota; Pucciniomycetes; Pucciniales; Melampsoraceae
Exons: 6
Coding region: 1-750 (249 amino acids)
Biological process (GO): ubiquitin-dependent protein catabolic process
Cellular component (GO): proteasome core complex; proteasome core complex, alpha-subunit complex
Source: RefSeq, a predicted model, not a curated record